Sphenostylis stenocarpa is the source of this 188-nucleotide messenger RNA. Lineage: Eukaryota; Viridiplantae; Streptophyta; Magnoliopsida; Fabales; Fabaceae. The record is from the annotation of a GenBank genome assembly.
AUACCCUUGUGGUUCACGAAGAGACAGGAUCAUCUGAAGUGAACCUUUUCUCUGGAACAAGACUAAUUGAUUCAAGUCAACCUCCAACUAAACAAGUGAAACCCUUGUGUCAGCUUCACAAGGUUCUCAAGUUUAAACUAUCACCUGAUUCCAAAAUUCAGAGCGUCACACUUGAGGAGCUCAAAUGA